This is a messenger RNA of Melanotaenia boesemani (Boeseman's rainbowfish), 4827 nucleotides long. Its product is annotated as BTB/POZ domain-containing protein kctd15. Lineage: Eukaryota; Metazoa; Chordata; Actinopteri; Atheriniformes; Melanotaeniidae. Gene Ontology annotation, biological process: protein homooligomerization. The record is from RefSeq and is a predicted model, not a curated record. The transcript is spliced from 6 exons. Gene Ontology annotation, molecular function: protein binding. Bases 840 to 1637 code for a protein of 265 amino acids.
AAAGAUAUUGGUUCAAGGAUAUCUCUUCAUUUUAACAUAUUUUUCUUUUACCGAGACUUUAUCAACAAGUUAUUCUGUCUUUAUUAUAUGUUGCCUGAGUGGAGGACUAUGGCUGCCCGCCUGGCUUUAAACUUUAAAUUCAGGCUAGAGAUGGAAAUGGAAAUGUAUUCCUACUAGCUGGACUGCCUGGGGAACUAUUACAUCAGACGAAAUGACAAUGAUUAAAAUCUGCUAAAUCUAAAUCUGAAUCUACUCAGCGACUGACACUUGCCUGUUAGGUUUCUUGCCCCCCUCCAAAUCACAACUUCACACCGUUAAGAGGAACGGUCUACUUUUUCUCCGUAAAAUUCAAGAUAAGUUAUUAUAUCUGUGUAGCCAUAAUUUCAGGAAUAGGGGGGUAUCACGUUCUCUUCCUUGAGAAAAUUGCCUAGGCGAGAGAGUGGAGUCGAGCUAAUUGUAGCCUAAUCCUUGGCCCAGAGGCGCUUGAGCAGCCCGGAGCAAGAAUUUUCUUUUUUAGCUCCGCUCUGUUAUUUAGAGAAGGAUUAUUGGCUUUCUUCCUCUCAUAACAAACCACAGGGGCAGUUUCAUUUAGGCAAAAAGACAGACAAGAGACAGAAAUACGAAGCAGGAUCCCAACAAGAGCGCACAUUUUACGCGUAUCCAAAUAAGAGCAGAGAAGGGGAAGGAGAUCAUCUCAUCUAUGUUCAAGGUUCGUGCUGGAGCUGGAUGGCGGUGUAGUUUUGACAGAAACUCGGGGGCAUUUGGAGAAAAUAUUCAGGGGUUACGCGGACAGCAGCUGGGACUGACCGCCGGCGCGGAUUUCCUUUGGACUCCCUACAAUGUUUGAAACGGAGGGAAGAAGCAUGUCACGGCUGUCUCUGACCCGGUCCCCGGUCUCUCCUCUGGCCGCUCAGGGGAUCCCUCUGCCGGCUCAGCUGACCAAGGCGAACGCCCCGGUGCACAUCGAUGUCGGGGGACACAUGUACACCAGCAGCCUGGCGACCCUCACGAAGUACCCAGACUCAAGAAUCAGUCGCCUGUUCAAUGGCACCGAGCCCAUCGUGUUGGACAGCUUGAAGCAGCACUACUUCAUAGAUCGGGACGGCGAGAUAUUCCGCUACAUUCUCAGUUUCCUGAGGACCAGCAAAUUGCUCCUUCCAGAUGACUUCAAGGACUUCCACCUGCUGUAUGAGGAGGCGCGCUAUUACCAGCUGACGCCCAUGAUCAAGGAGCUGGAGCGUUGGAAGCAGGAGCGGGAGCAACGACGGAUGGCACAGCCCUGUGACUGCCUCGUAGUCCGGGUCACACCUGAUCUCGGCGAGAGGAUUGCCCUGAGUGGGGAGAAGGUGCUCAUAGAAGAGAUCUUCCCUGAGACUGGAGAUGUUAUGUGUAACUCAGUCAAUGCUGGCUGGAACCAGGACCCAACACAUGUCAUCCGCUUCCCUCUUAAUGGCUACUGCAGGCUCAACUCAGUCCAGGUUCUGGAGCGUCUUUUCCAGAAGGGUUUCAGUGUGGCGGCGUCAUGUGGAGGCGGCGUAGAUUCCUCCCAGUUCAGCGAGUACGUGUUGUGUCGUGAAGACCGACGGAGUCUCUCCAUCAACACGCCUAUCAGAAUAAAACAGGAGCCGCUGGACUAGAGCAUUCUGGGAGAGGGACUGGCAACGCCCCCGCCACCCUGCGACACUCCUUCCAUCUUGUCACACCACGCCAGCCUACCCCACCCACCUCUUCCCCUUCCUUGCCCCCAGCGAAACCACAACAAUCCUCAACAUACCUAAGUAUUAGCAGAGGCCUGUUAACCUCGCCAGCUCUGCAAAACUCUAAGGGGAAUGUAGAACCACACAGUGAAAAAACAAAAGAAAAAUCAGCUGCAAAAGUUUUUGAUUAUGUCAAAUGAUGCCCAAGGAAUCUGGGACUGUGAUGAAAACAAUGAAAACUGGAUGCCGCAGCAGCUCACAGCUCACCAUUUUUAGCAGUAACUGGUUGAUUUUCUUUUACCUACUUAUGGAAAAGGUAUCCUGAAUCUUUUAGAGGGAUUAUCCUUCAUUUGAACCCCAACACACAUAUGCACACAAUCCCUCUUCUCAUUCUUCCAGCAGUAUAUCUGUGUCUAUGAGACCCACGUCUUCUCUGGCUGGUGACAAGAGUGGCCCGCUCUGGGCCAAGGAAGCUUUGGCCGACAGGAUGCUUUUAAUAAUGGCAAGACAAAGGACAUAAUCUAAUUUUUUAAGUCCACUGAAAGGUCCCAAACCCCAAGACUCCAUCACCGUCACCCCACAGGCUUGGCUAUAGACCUUGCUGGACAAAGCAAAAUUUGCCAAACUGAUUGUUUAUUAGUUUUUCAUUGUUGUUUCUGAAGUAUGUUAUUCUUGCUCUUUUAGCUGUUUUUAUCAUGACAUGGUGUAAACAAUUAUUAUUAAUAGGAUUAUUUUUAAUGUCUCUUCUUUCCUUUCUCCAAAAUGAAGGAUGUAUGAACAUUGUAUUCAUUAGGCUUUGAAAGCUUGCGAGGGAGUGUUUCUUGGCAAUAGCUGCAGAAACUCAGAUGUCUGCAGGCUAUGUGGCUAAAGCAAUCUGACUGGCAAUGCAUUCAGAGCCAGAAAAAGUCCCAUUGUUCAAACGGGAUCGGAAGAAAACCUGGAUGUUCCGACACUGUUUUUAGUCAAACGUGAUGCACAUAAAAACGGGAAAAGAAAAGAAAGUACUUCUGCUUAUUAGCCCUUAAACAUAUCUGGGGUCUCUGAUUGGAUUCUCACAUGCGAGCAGCAAACAUUUGCUCAUAUUUAGCACAAGUUUCAUAGCGUUUGUAAAUUUAAGAAUCAGGACAAAAUUGCACAAGCUGUAAGUGUAUUGCAGUUUUGUUGAGCUCGAAUGUUAAGAGACUUGAGGACCAGCGGGGGAUAGCUGACGUUUACCAGUAUGUCUCAUGUUCAGCGAGAGAUGUACUUUAAAUGCUAAAUGUUUCUUUGCACUUAAACAUUUCCCACAGAGCUGCCCUGCGCUGCUCCCUCUGAACACUUGUUUGAACCCAGGGAGCGGCUGCAAGUCAAGCUGUUAAUCUGUGACUGCGAGAUUAAAGUAUUCAAGAAAACAGAAAGAAAAAAAGGAAAAAAAAUAAAAAAUGUCCAACAGAACAAACACUCUAGGUACCAAAGUAGAUAAGGUGCCUGUUUUGUUGAUUGUACAAAUAUAAAGAUGUUUUUUGUGCAGUUUAUAGAAAAAGACGUAAUGCAUUAUUCAAAAGUUAACUGUAUGAAGGAUAACAACAUUUGAUCCUCCGGGCCUCCAGUCUUGACAGUUGUGUUGAGAGUAGCUCAAAGUACCUUCAGAACGUUUGAGAGACAAAGUCUCUGAUUUAAUAUUGUCACUUCUAAGCAAAGAUUAUUUCAGUGGUUCUUCACACAUGUAUGGCAGAAGCUAAAGUGAACUGCAUACCCAGCAUCAGUAUGUUGUUCACAAAGAGGCGGGUGGGCGGCAUUUACUCCGUCCUGCUCUCAUUCUUUUGGUCUUAUUCUCAACAUUUCUGGAUCAAAGACAGAAACAAGAAAGGCCAAGUUUUCAUGCUUUAUAUUUGUGAGUAACUUACACAUGCCGUUUCUUCCAUUCCAAAAAAAAAAAAAAAAAUGAAGUCUAUUCUGAUCUUUGUGGGUGUUGGCAGUUGCUUGAGUUAAACUGGAAUUGUUUAUAGUUGUUCAUUAAACAUGGGCUGUGGCUGCUCUGACCACAUUGUCCUAAUAGAAUCUGUUCUUUCUGAUUAAACAAAACCAGUGAGUGGGUAAAGAUGGGCUCGGUUUAAGUGUAGCUGCGAGUCUGGUGCGGUCUUUCCUGGGGGUCUUUCUCACAAUCAAGCCAGUCUUUGUUCUGACCUGCCAGUGGCCUGUGCUUUUACAUCCAGUCUCCUCAAAGGGAAUGGUCAACCAGGCCUUUCAUGUGCCGAGGCAUGUUGAGCUCUCUGCAGCGCUCCUCACCACCCCGCUCCUGCCCCCUCCCCCCUAAAGGCACCCAGCUCAGUGGUGCCAGUAGAAACUCAGAUUGCACCCCCUGCUGCUGUGUCAUCCUUCAUGCCCCCAUUUUCCAAAUGCCCUCCUACGCCACAGCUCGCUGGGCCACACCGCAACAAACCAAACAAACUGAUGAGUCAAAACACGAGCACGCUCAGAACAUACUGCAGUGCAGCCAGGCGACCUGACUGCUGCUGAAACCAACAGCCUUGAUACUUUUUAUUAAGUGGGAAAAACUAAUCUGGGUUACUUUCUGAUUGGAAAGAGGCAAAAAAUUAUCAUUAAUGUGCCAUUUUGAAAUGCUAAAAAAAAAAAAAAACUUUUAACAACUUUCAAGAGCCUUUUGAGCUGACAUGCAUCAGUAAAAUAAUAAUACUGACAGCUAAAAUUUAGAAAUUUAAACAAAGAAAAAAGAAGAAUUUAGACUUUGAUUUUUAUGACUGCAAUAACCAAACCUGGGAAGCUGUUUUUGACUCGGUAUAUUAAUGACAGGUUUACUGCAGAGCUACACAAACAUGACAGGACAGGAAAUUUCACAGACAUGUUCACUCACGUCACCCUUUUCAGAUGAAGAACCGGUCAGUGUUCAGCCAGUCCACAUGUACAGUUAUUGUAUAUUGAAUUAUCAGGACUCUGGGUUUUACAGGACCCUCAUGUUUUUAAGCGACCUUGUAGUCCUUAUUGCUAAAAGAAUUAAAAGAAUUCCAAACAUUACAUUGUGUACAUAUGGAUUAAAACAUUUCAAAGGGUAUAAUAAGGUGCAAAUGUAUAUUAUUUAAAGGUGUUUAAAACAAUUAGAUUGUGGUAUUAAAGGGCAUGUGUUCAUUUA